Spirometra erinaceieuropaei is the source of this 894-nucleotide messenger RNA. The record is from the annotation of a GenBank genome assembly. NCBI's taxonomy places the organism in Eukaryota, Metazoa, Platyhelminthes, Cestoda, Diphyllobothriidea, Diphyllobothriidae.
AUGCUGAGAGUCGAAAACCUUGAAAAAGAGCUGGCGGCUUUAAAGGAACUCGUGCAAGCGAAUGAUGGUAGGCAAAACGCGGUUAAUAGCGCUACAGUCAGCAAGAAAAAGGGGAAGAGCAGAACUCCAAAACAGCCAAAGAACAAGGUUUGUGGAAAACCUCAGUGCAAGGACGCCGAUACUAAUGACGAUGGGCAAAUAGCAACGGAGUCUCCUGUUUCUACGGAAGACAACCGAAGCGAACCCUCAACUUCUCUCAGCCAUUCCGCGUGUUCAGUAGUACCCUCGGUUGGAAGUGAGGAAACAAGCUCGUGGCAAGAUGGGAUGGGUAAGCACCACAACAGGAGUAUAAAACCCCAGACGACUCCGGUGGAUCUCCUGAGACCUUCAGCUGACAAGGUCGCCGGAAACAGAACAAAUGAACCCCUGGAUCGUCAGCACUGCUUAGUCGUUCAGGGCCUAUCGGAGUCGAAUGCUCCUACACCGAAGGAGAGGAUUUCCGCUGACCUCGAUAUGCUUCAACACCUUCUGAACAAAAUGCUUAAUUCGAAUGAAAGGGUAACUAUUCACGCAGCCUUCAGGAUCGGAAAGAAGGUGAGCGAACAAUCGGAAACUGCGCGGCCACGACCUCUGAAAAUCGUUUUGGGCAGUAAAGAGGAGGCUAGCUUGCUUCUGUCCAGGAAAAGCUGCCUCCGAAACUCUCACAAGGAAGUUUUUUUUCAACCGGACUAUUCUCCAGCGGAACGUCUGAAACGCCGCGAAUUAGUGACGGAGCUGAAGAGGAGACUUGCAGCAGGAGAGAGCAACUUGGUUAUUUUCAGGGGACGAGUGAUACAGAGGAAUGCGAUGUUGCUUUGGAACCAGCCAGUCAUCAUGAUGGCGGCAGCAACGUAA